CACCGGCGGGUUUUCUAUUGACUUCGUUUCUGCUGCGUGGUGGACGUGUACACGCGGGUCAUGACCGAAUUCAAAAUUUAUCACUUGGCUUCUCAGCUUAUUUCUAGUCUCGGUACUGGUGAAACUGCAGGACCAGAGAUGUAUGUUGAUCUCUUGACAAGAAAUAUGACACGAUAUGUCACAACACAAGUGUCAACACACAAUGCUAAGAGGAAAAUAGCAGAGUUCACAACCAAACAUAAAGAGUUUUUGGUCAAAUAUGAUGAACUCAAGUCAAAACAGAUUCGUGAGCUGGAUGCUCUGGUCUACCUGAUGUCUCGUAUCAUUGACCAACCUUCUGUCCUCUCCAUGUUACAGUCAGUAUGUCCUAGUAGUGUUCCUCAAUCCAACACAGAAACAACAUCACUUGGAGAGUUGCCACAGUCAGUGGCCGGGAUGGUGUCAUCUGGUGCUGUGAUGAGUCAGAAGGAACUCGAUGAGUUACGGGAACAACUAGCAACUCUCACCAGCAGUGUUGAGGAAGUUGAAAGCAAAAGGGGAGGUGACAGACAAAGAAGAAAGACUGAAAUUGUUGGGAAUGUGCCAGACGAUCCUGACUGGAAAACAAGAGUGAUGUUGUCGUCUGAUUUUGUGGUGAAAAGUGAGGCUUCUUGCCCUGCAAGUGUGGGCAUUGGAUCUCUUCCUCUCGAAUUGCAAGAGACUGCUAUAGUGGAGGAUAUGCUGUUUUUGCUAAUGGGAGUGGAAGGGAAGUAUAUAGUAGCGCGUCCACUCAAGCACAAAUUUAGUCGAAGACACUUUGUAGUUGACUCAUCUCUUGACGUUUCUCUUCAUGGUGUUGUUCAUCAACUUCUUCCUGUUUGCUCUUAUUACUCAUUGGUGGCUCGUUUCAAUGAUGCUAUGAGUGGUUAUCAUAACGGGAUAGUAUGUCAUGCUUUGACUGCUGCCAUGAGGACGUUGAUGAAGGAAGAACUGGUGCUAGUCGCUCAACUGGAGAAGGUCCACAGACUUGGAGAGUUGAGUCUACAACGGCUGUGGUCACAUUUGCAGCCUGUCAUUAGGACAAUGGACGUUCUUGCCACGAUUAUUGAUAGUAUUGUGAAGAGUGACUGUAAAGGUGGACAACUGCUGUCUCUUCUCCAUCACACGACAACAGGAUUUGCAGGUGAUGUGAAAACACAAGAACUCUGUCUCUACCUUACUCAACAGGCUUGUGUGCCUUAUUUCGAUAUUCUGGAGCAAUGGAUUUACAAGGGCAUUAUUAGAGAUGCAUACAAUGAGUUCUUUGUUGAAGAGCAAAAACAGCUGGGUGAUCAAGGAACUGGAGAGCAGUAUCAUAAUAUAUAUUGGGAAGAAAGAUACAAUGUAUGCAGAGAUAGAAUACCUGUUUUUCUAGAGAAGGUUGCAGACAAAAUAUUACGAACUGGCAAGUAUCUCAAUGUCAUUAGAGAGUGUGGAAGAGAUGUCCGAUGUCCACAUGCCAAAGAGAUUGUUUACACUUUACAUGAAAGAGAAUAUGUUGAUCAGAUAGAGGAAGCCUAUAGCUUUGCCAGCAACCAGCUUCUUGAUUUGCUGAUGAAAGAGAAUGAUUUACUUGGACGACUGCGUUCUAUGAAGCAUUACUUUCUGUUGGAUCAAGGAGAUUUCUUUGUCCAUUUUUUGGACCUUGCAGACGAUGAGUUGAUGAAGAACAUUUAUGAUGUUAGUGAACAUCGUGUUGAAGCUUUAUUGGAACUUGCUCUUCGAGCGCGACUUGCCAACUUUGACCCAUACAUCGAUGAUGUGAGACUGGAGUUGGUGCCAUCUGAUUUUAUGACUCAACUCACACGCAUACUGACUGUGCUUGAAGGAGCUGACAGUACAAAAGGAAGCUUUCCUCUUCUUGAUAAACCCAAUGCAGUCAUAUCUGGCAUUGAAGCACUCUCUCUCAACUAUGUAGUCACAUGGCCAGUAUCACUGAUAAUCAACAGAAAGGUUUUGAUUAAAUAUCAACUUCUCUUUCGAUUCUUGUUUUACACAAAACACAUUGAAAGACAGUUGAACAGCUUGUGGUUAAGUGACAAACCAACAAUGAGAAGAAAUGCUACACAAAGAUCAUGGAAACCUCAGGCUCUUGCAGUAAGACAGAGAAUGUUGAACUUUGUGCAAAACUUCCAGUAUUACACAAUGUUUGAGGUUGUCGAGCCUAACUGGCAAAUUAUGGAGGGAACUUUGAGAAAGGUGUCUACUGUAGAUGACGUUCUUGAUAUUCACACUGACUUUUUGGACCGUUGUCUAAAAGAUACAAUGUUGACCAACACAGAGUUACUACGAAUGAUUCACCAGCUGCUGACAAUGUGUAUAAUAUUCAGCAACAGACUCAAGAGAGAAGAUGCUAACAGAGGAAUGGAUGAAGGAGCAUCCAAGGACAUUGAGCAGAUUCUGUCCAAGUUGGAUCAUGAAUUUACACAACGAGUAUCACACUUACUCAAAAGGUUGCAGCUGCUUUCAGCGCAAAGCAACGAACACCAGAUGGCCACUAUGGCAGCUCGACUUGACUACAACAGCUUCUACAAUGCCAAAGUUGAGUUGCAGCCACUGGUAACUGUUAUUCAGCAGUCGUUUGGUCCCGUGACUGGCACAAGUCCUCUCACUCAUACUCUCCAGACUCCAACUGUCUAUACAUCCUAUCGCAAUCCACAAUCAAAGGAACAGGAAGAAGCAGCGAAGCAAACAGGGAGUGGAGUGUCAGCAUUCGAGGCUGUCCAACCAUUAAAUCGAACAGCAGUUACACAAGCAUCCCAAUUAGAAGAUAAACAAACUGACAUGCAAAGAAGUAAGAAAACUGUGACAUCUCAGUCAGAACGAUCAGUUCAACGAAAGUUACCCACUCAACCACGAGACAGAACACAACGCAUUCAACCAAAGUAACUGCAACUUGGUUGUAGAGUACAUUAUUAUGUGAUUAGCAUUUGUAACACAAGCUGUAUGUGUACUACUAGUAGUAUUAGAAUAUUUGAGAUAGUGGGAAUGUGACGAUGUUUUAGCAUGAUUUUCACCCAAAAUAUAACAGGAUUGAGUUGUCUUUAUCAAUUAUCAAUAA
Molecule: messenger RNA, 3079 nt
Organism: Corticium candelabrum
Lineage: Eukaryota; Metazoa; Porifera; Homoscleromorpha; Homosclerophorida; Plakinidae
Product: gamma-tubulin complex component 2-like
Exons: 26
Coding region: 61-2907 (948 amino acids)
Biological process (GO): microtubule nucleation; cytoplasmic microtubule organization; mitotic cell cycle
Cellular component (GO): equatorial microtubule organizing center; gamma-tubulin complex; centrosome
Molecular function (GO): microtubule minus-end binding; gamma-tubulin binding
Source: RefSeq, a predicted model, not a curated record